Messenger RNA from Phlebotomus papatasi, 957 nucleotides. RefSeq lists its product as uncharacterized. Bases 1 to 957 code for a protein of 318 amino acids. Lineage: Eukaryota; Metazoa; Arthropoda; Insecta; Diptera; Psychodidae. The record is from RefSeq and is a predicted model, not a curated record. Gene Ontology annotation, molecular function: nucleic acid binding; RNA-DNA hybrid ribonuclease activity. The transcript has a single exon.
AUGUUCCUAUCCGGAACAAUCACACUAUGGAUGUAUCAAGCCAUAGUUAGACCUCUGAUCUCAUACGGAGCUGUGGUAUGGUGGCCUAGAGUUGAAUAUAAUAAUUCGGCUCGGGCACUACAGCGGCUUCAGAGAUUAGCCUGUCUUGCAAUUACAGGAGCCAUUAGAACAGCACCCACUGCUGCUCUGGAGGUUAUGCUAAGCUUGCCUCCACUUCCGCUCUAUAUUAAAGCGGAGGCGGGUAUGGCAGCAUUUAGACUGCGCACAGCAGGUACAUGGAAGGUUGGCUGCCACCCAGUGGGACAUGUGCGUAUCAUGGACUCACUUGUUCGAAGGCAUCCUGACCUUCUAAUGAGGGAUGAUUUCCAGUUGGAGGAAAGAUUGCCUCAAAAGAACUUUAGACCUAUACUUCACACAAGGGCUGAAUGGAGAGAGCACGCGGGUGAGAUUAUUGAGCCCGGUACAGUUGCACUCUUCACUGACGGCUCACGUGUAGAAGAGUCCUCAGGUGCCGGGUACCACUGUCCAGAACUUGGACUUGGUGGGUCGGUGCCUCUUGGCCGAAAUACCACGGUAUUUCAGGCCGAGGUCACGGCAAUCCUGGUUGGAGUACGGAGUCUGAUUGAGGCUGGUAUCUCUGACCGGCGAAUAAACAUAUUUUCUGACAGCAAAGCUGCUUUACUAUCCAUUUCAGGAUAUAACUCCCGCUCUUCGUUAGUGCUUGAGUGCCGGAAAAUGAUAGAAAUGGCCUCGCUUAAUUGCGAGAUCACUCUCCAUUGGGUGCCUGGGCACUGCGGAAUAGAGGGUAAUGAGGAGGCGGACCGCCUCACAAUGGUGGGAGCGAAGACCGAAUUUAUCGGUCCGGAACCCGCUGUUGGAGUAUCCCCCCAAACAAGAAAAAACCAUCAUCAAGAUGGAUUUACUCACACAACACCAAACGGCCUGGUCUGCUACUAG